GAAUAGACGGCACUCUACGCUACUUCGAGCGUCUCAUUGCGUAUAUUCCGCGCCGUCUGUAGGCCAGCCCUAACAUUCACCCUGCGCGUAUCGAUCGUCUGUCGUUUCAUCCCCGUCACAUGAUCGACCCUUAACCGAGAGUGCAUGGCGGCACAGAGCCUUCUGCGAUUUUGACCAUCGUUCCUGGGGUGCGUUAAGUGAAUCGAGUGUGCCAUGGCCGGUCAGACCAUCAACGAUAGGCUGCUGGCGGCCAAGCAUAGCCUCGCGGGUCAAGGAUUGGCCAAGUCAGUGUGCAAGGCCACCACAGAGGAAAUAUUAGGUCCCAAGAAAAAGCACUUGGACUAUUUGGUACAUUGCACCAAUGAACCUAACGUGUCCAUUCCUCAGCUGGCAAAUUUACUCAUGGAGAGGUCUCAGAACACCAGUUGGGUUGUGGUUUACAAAGCUCUGAUAACCACACAUCAUCUCAUGUGCUAUGGAAAUGAAAGGUUCACCCAAUAUUUGGCCUCCAGCAACGUGUCCUUCCAACUGUCCAACUUCGUGGACAAAACGGGCGUCCAAAGCGCCGUAGGUGCUCGAACGGGUUACGACAUGUCUCCGUUCAUCAGGAGAUACGCCAAGUACCUUAACGAAAAAGCGUUGUCUUACCGAGCAGUCGCAUUUGACUUCUGCAAAGUCAAACGUGGUAAAGAAGAGGGAACUUUAAGAACGAUGAACACCGAAAAUCUCCUCAAGACGCUGCCCAUCCUCCAAAACCAACUUGACGCUUUGUUGGAGUUCGAUUGCUCUGUUAGCGAUCUGAUGAACGGAGUUAUCAAUAUGUGUUUCAUGCUGUUGUUCAGGGAUUUGAUCAGAUUGUUCGCCUGUUAUAACGACGGAGUCAUCAAUUUGUUGGAGAAGUAUUUUGAGAUGAACAAGAAGCAGUGUAGGGAAGCUUUGGACCUGUAUAAGAAGUUCCUCAUUCGUAUGGAUAGGGUAGCCGAGUUUCUUAAAGUCGCUGAAAAUAUAGGCAUCGACAAAGGGGACAUACCGGAUCUGACUCGCGCCCCGAACAGUCUCCUAGACGCCCUAGAAGCCCACUUAGCGUCCCUGGAAGGCAACACCCCCACCACAACUUCCAAUCAAAAGAGUUUGAAGUCGGGAGUCUCCGCUCUUUCACAUACCAGCAACUCUUUCGGUGGCGCUGUCGACGACACUUUCAAACAGGCGGCCUUGGCGGAAGAAGAACAAAUGAUGAACAAUUUCAAAGCGAGCGUCGCGUCACCGGUAGGCGGAGCUGCGACGAACCCCUUCCUAAGCGACGAUGAAGCGCCGGCACCGCCUCCCCAGACCAAAGCCGAGCAAAUACUCGAUCUGUUCGGGGACGGAGGGGGGAUGACGCAGACCCAACAGCAACCGUCACAACCAACGAACGCGUUGGAUGACCUCCUUUCACUUGGGAUGAAUCCCUUCGCGGAUUUCGGUGCCACCGUACAGGGCGGUGCCCCUGCUGCUCCGCAAGCCAAUGGAACCGACUUCUUCGCUUCAACGAACGCCCCACCCAUGGAUGCCAGCCAAUCACAGCAGAGCAACAUGUGGAUGGGCGGAGACUUUACGCAGCAGGCUCAAACUGGUUUUCCGCAGACGGUCGGCAACGGUGGAGCGAAUAUGGGCAAUCUUUUCGCAGGCCAGCCAGAGCAAUCUGUAUUCGAUCCAAUGGGAGGCAAACCUCCGAUGCAACAAACUGUCCAACCUCAACCUCAAGCACAGCCCACCCGACCUCCUCAACCUGCCAAGAUCCUCACCGGAGAUCUGGAGAGCAGUCUGACCUCGCUUGUAGAAAAUUUGACAAUGGAUUCUGGAAAUAAAGGCCAGCAAUGGAAUUCGCCUAAGAAAAUGUCAACAGGAGGUGGGAUGCAAGGUGCGUACAAGCCUCCAACUCAACAAAUGGUUGGACAACAACCCAUGAUGGUACCCGGCCAACCAAUGCAAGGUCAGCCCAUGAUGGGCAUAUCCCGAGAAUUCGAACAACCUUUCACAGGCAGCCCUAAAAUCGCCCAAGCAGCCCCUCCGAACCAAGAAGUCACCUUCGAUCCUUUCGGUGCUCUAUAGUGAUACUUUCAUCGAGUCGAAAAAAGAUAUACACUUUACGCGCAUGCAUGUCAUUUGUGUUGAUAGCUUAUCCUAACAUAAACAGAUACAAAUAUGGUUCUUUGAUGUCUCCUAAAUCUCCCAAAUCAAAAAUAGGGUAACCAUUGAUUAACUAAGAUGGAGAUGGCCUACCGGAUAUUGUAAUCCAGGGUCCAAAAAAGGAUCUGAGAGAGCCGAACACGUAUACAAACUUAGGGGACGUAGAACCUGGGGUACCUGGAUCCCUAAUAGGAAAUAUGUUCUACGCCACUGACAUUUUUAGAGAUAAGAAGUGCAUUUUAUAAAACACCAUUAAAUUUUCCAUAAUUUUUGUCUUUUAAAGAAUUUUAGUUAGAUGACUCGUUCUGGAGAUCUUUCGUUUUGAAUAUUUGAGGUACAAUCCUAAAACACUCUCAUAUACAGGGUGUCCGCAAAGUUGGGGUUUUCCUUUUCAGAAACAACUACCCUUGAAAUAGCAAAGGUAAUGUGUAGUGAUACGAGGGCGACCAAGUAAAAAAAAAUAAAGGAAAAAGUACUCACUCUCCAGUCGACGAGAAGGGCUAAGUACGUCUCUGCCCGAAAUCAUACCGCUCCAACAGAAAAUGAAAUCAGCUGAUGCGCUACCGAGCAGACGCAGAAACCACAUCGAUUGUCUUACACCUAAUGGCACAUCUUCUAACAAGGAAGGCAAAAUGUUGCGUAAAAAGUCUAGGUAUUGCAUCCCGUCUAAUCGAUUUGGGAGAAUAAAUGGUCCAAUGAGCAUACCGUUCACCAUGCCAGCCCAAACAUUCACCGAAAAUGUUUGUUGAAAAUGUGCCCGACGGACAGCGUGCGGAUUUUCUACUGACCAAACAUGAGUGUUGCGAAAGUUAUUCACCCCAUUACGCGUAAACGUAGAUUCGUCUGUCACCAAUAUGCACUUCAAAAAGUCCAGAUUAUUGUCAUGUUGAUGCAACAACCACUCACAAAACCGCACUCUUGCUGGAAAAUCGUCAGGUUGAAGGGCUUGUACACGUUGGACGUGAAACGGAUACAGCCCCUCUUCACGCAGCGUUUGCCACACUUUAGUUUUUGAUACUUGCACUUCUCUAGCCACGUCUCUAGUGCUUGUUGAGCGAUUCUCGUCUACGCGAUUACCUCUACACACGUGACCGUAACCGUCGGUUGAAGGUUGCAUACUGACCUGACACACUGACCCCGACCCAGUUCUGUCGUCGGGUUGAGCCAGUGACCUUGUACCAGUCGGUGAUGUCGCGGCUACAGGGCGGUAUUCAGAUAUUUUUGAUGUUGCAGAGCCCUUUAUCCCGGUUCCCUUAAGACAUUGGUGUAUAUGGUACUAAGAAAAAUUGCUUAUGUUUUCAAGAUCUACACGUCGUGUAAAGGAAAACUACAACUUUGCGGACACCCUGUAUAUUUAAAAUUUAGUAAAUAAAACUUCAGUUCAGCAUCCUUGGACCCACAUUUACGAAUACUUUUCGGUUUGGUUUGGUUGUUCUUUCUGCAACACUCUUUAUAGGAGUCUACCUUCAAAAGUGCUUGUUGCUACUAUCUCAUAGGAGGUGCUGGCAUCUUCAAUCCCCUUUUCGCGCCAUUUUGAGUGUCGUAUUCAACCGGAUCAGAAUAAAGUUGCGCGUAUAAAAGUCCUCGACGAGUUGUGACAUCACUGAACCCAAAAUAAUUUUCUUCGAUAAUAAAAUCCUAUUCGCAUUAGUAUAUCUUGGACGUAUUUGUGGUAUAGAUGAACCAAUUAUUUGUCGAAGAAACGAAUCACGAAACUGGAUUAACAGAAAACGUAUACUUUGUAGUAAAAAGCGUUACUGACGUUUCGGUUGCUUCUUUGUGAAGUACCACAUAUCCCACAUUCGCGAAGUACUUCUUUGGUAUAUGCUUAGAUAAAACUAAAGAUUUCGUGAUUGCAUAAAUGAGUGAGAUGUUAGUAUUACAGCUUGUAGGGUUAUAUACAGGGUGAACUUUGUGAAACCUGCAAUGGCACAAGGAAUUCAAACCAGGAUGAUUCAGGAUGAAAGUGGACUUGACAUAAGUCAGUUUUUUGACAGUCCUGUCAUGAAAGUCGCUGUCACUUUGACUGGCAAUGAUAGUCAAAUGGAACAAAAGUGUGCACUAAGUAUACGCGAUGUCGGCGACAAUCCUUUUGAAUUCAAAUUGGUUUUUAAUUGUCAGGUUUUCUAAAGAGUGAAUGUAAACAUCCUACAAGGAUAGCAUAGCAUAGAGAAAUUAUAAAAAGUAAGAUGGAUAUUGAAAAAAAGAUACGAUUAGUGUAAUAAUAGUUUCAGUAUACAACAAAAACGUGAAUUUCAAAUAUAUGUAAUGUACAAAAACAUUAUAGAUAUUAUGUACAAAAUAAUCAUUAGGUAGCUGUGUACAUCCUAGGAAAAGAGAUUCGAAGGAAUAUUUAGGUGUAAGACUGUACCCUUGACAAAUAAAAGAGAUGUUAUGUAUAUGGUAAACGUUAUACCACUGUACUUUACAUAUUCCCCGACAGUAGGGAGUUGCAAGUAUAGCGGACCCUCAAGGGAGUAUCUUGUUAUUUUUGUCUUCUGGAUAACUCAUCAGAUUUCGCAUAAUAUAUUUAUCAGUUUUGUUAUUGAGAUACUUAUUUUGGCGGUGAAUAAAUGCUAAUGAAAAAGC
Acanthoscelides obtectus is the source of this 4758-nucleotide messenger RNA. NCBI's taxonomy places the organism in Eukaryota, Metazoa, Arthropoda, Insecta, Coleoptera, Chrysomelidae. The record is from the annotation of a GenBank genome assembly.